This is a messenger RNA of Mesorhabditis belari, 981 nucleotides long. The record is from the annotation of a GenBank genome assembly. Lineage: Eukaryota; Metazoa; Nematoda; Chromadorea; Rhabditida; Rhabditidae.
AUGAGUGGAUCACUGGUCGGCUGGGUUUCGUCGACCGGAUCGGUGCUCGCCAUCCUCACUUGUCUGCUGUACGCACCGUAUCUCUGGGGAAAGAUUGAGGAUAUUCAAAAUGAGAUCCGACUGCGCAACGAUCAGUUCAAAGUGAAGGAAAUGGAAGUGAUGGCCGCUCUGCAGGUGACCAAACAAGGAGUGGUUCGCGUUCGUGUCAACCGUGGAGCCAAAGAGACCGGGAGUGGCAGCAACAGUAACAGUAGAAGUCGAGAGAGCAACAGUAAAAGUCGAGAGAGCAACAGUCGGGAGGCUCCGGAUAGAGACUUCUCGCCGCCAGCUCCGUCCUCUCGGAGGCCCCCAGAGAGUCCGCGAGGCUACGGAGGAGGGCAAUGCACGUGCGAUCAGUGGAACAAUUGUCCGGCUGGCCCACCUGGGCCCCCGGGCACUCCUGGCGACAACGGGUAUCCUGGAUCGCCGGGAGGACGGGGAACCCCCGGAGAGCCCGGCCGCGCACCGCACCAAUAUGGCGAGGAAUCAUCGUGCAAGCGCUGCCCUGGAGGACUGCCCGGCCCGCCGGGAUCCCCUGGUAGUCCCGGAUCUCCAGGCGAUCAAGGAGCUCCAGGAAGAGAUGGAGACAGCUACCCGGCGCCUGAGGGAUCACCCGGACAGCCUGGACAAGACGGACAGCCGGGACAGCCGGGAUCGGACGGCUCUCCAGGGGCUCCUGGAGAGAAUGGCGUUCGGGCUGGAGGACCUGGACCACAGGGGCCAUCCGGUCGCCCCGGUACCCCCGGACAACGGGGAUUACCAGGAGACAACGGGGCCCCGGGAGCUCCAGGACAGCCGGGCAAAAAUGGAGGAAAUGGCCAUUCUGGUGGACCAGGUGGUCCCGGUGGUCGGGGCCAGCCAGGCAGACCCGGGAAUCCGGGCAGCUACGGACGAGAUGCGAACUAUUGCCCUUGCCCUCGUCGCUUUGCUGCUGCCAGGCAU